Molecule: messenger RNA, 546 nt
Organism: Elephantulus edwardii (Cape elephant shrew)
Lineage: Eukaryota; Metazoa; Chordata; Mammalia; Macroscelidea; Macroscelididae
Gene: FIS1
Product: fission 1 (mitochondrial outer membrane) homolog (S. cerevisiae)
Exons: 5
Coding region: 87-545 (152 amino acids)
Biological process (GO): mitochondrial fragmentation involved in apoptotic process; autophagy of mitochondrion; peroxisome fission
Cellular component (GO): peroxisomal membrane; mitochondrial outer membrane
Molecular function (GO): protein binding
Source: RefSeq, a predicted model, not a curated record
GUGGGUCUCCGCCCUUGUUUGUGGGCCAUGGAGAGAGACUGUGGAGCUGUAGUGUCUGUGUUGUAAGAAUUCCUGGGGCGGCGGCUAUGGAGGCCGUGCUGAACGAGCUGGUGUCUGUGGACGACCUGCUGAAAUUUGAAAAAAAAUUUCAGUCCGAGGAAGCAGCAGGUUCAGUAUCCAAGAGCACCCAGUUUGAAUACGCCUGGUGUCUGGUGCGAAGCAAAUACAAUGAUGACAUCCGUAAAGGCAUUUCACUGCUGGAGGAGCUGCUGCCCAAAGGGAGCAAAGAGGAACAGCGGGACUAUGUCUUCUACCUGGCUGUGGGGAACUAUCGGCUCAAGGAAUAUGAAAAGGCCCUAAGGUAUGUGCGAGGGCUGCUGCAGACAGAACCCCAGAACAACCAGGCCAAGGAGCUGGAACAUCUCAUUGACAAGGCCAUGAAGAAAGAUGGACUGGUGGGCAUGGCCAUUGUUGGAGGCAUGGCCUUGGGUGUGGCAGGACUAGCUGGCCUCAUCGGACUUGCUGUAUCCAAGUCCAAAUCCUGAA